This is a messenger RNA of Microplitis demolitor, 3730 nucleotides long. RefSeq names its product kinesin-related protein 7. The transcript is spliced from 3 exons. Bases 1133 to 3154 code for a protein of 673 amino acids. Lineage: Eukaryota; Metazoa; Arthropoda; Insecta; Hymenoptera; Braconidae. Gene Ontology annotation, molecular function: microtubule binding; microtubule motor activity; ATP binding. Gene Ontology annotation, biological process: microtubule-based movement. The record is from RefSeq and is a predicted model, not a curated record.
UUUUUAAUUGGAUUUGUUCAUCAUUUUUUUUAUCUAUUUAAAUUAUUACACGGUUCAGAAUACAUUUUCUGGAUUUUAUUGACAUUAUAAUGUUCUUGCUGUUUUCUUUUAAUUUUGAAAGUUUUAAUUUAUCACUCAACGUUUGUAAAAGCAAAAACUCGAAAUAUUUUCCAGUAGUGCAGCCAAAAAAGCAUUUACGAAGACAUUUCUAAGAUAUCCCUGAAAAUGUCUUAAAAUUUCCCAGUCUCUAAGUCGACGCGGGUCUAAGAUAUCGGGUCAGAUAUCAGGUGAUGUCCGGUAAAACUGUCAUUUUUUCAAAAAAAUAAAAAAUUCCAAAAAAUUCUGUCUCUGGACUUUCAAAUUUUUCUCUUGGUCUCUAGGAUAUUUCUGUAGAUGUGUAGAAAAUUAUAAGUCGACGCGAGUCAAAGAUAUCUGGGUCUGUAUUGGAUAAAGUAUGGAAACCUUUAAGUUCUUUUAAAUUAUUAUAAGAAAAAUAUUUUUAAUCAAACAUCGUCACUGACUUUGAUAAUUUCAAAAAAAUAUAGAUUAUAUAAAAUUUUCAUCUCAAUCUGGGCCCGAUGUUAUGACUGUAGAUGACUUUGGAAUACCCUUCAUACUGAUCUGCCAGUUUUGUUGGCUAGUUUCAGCGACAUGACAUAAUCAGUAUCUAUUUGAGACACAGAUAUGGUUCAUUUGAAUGAAAUACUGGUUUGUUUAUAGUUAACAAAUCGGUAUUUGAUGGCGCCAUUAGCCGUCGUGAAAUUUUUUUUAACCAAGAUUUGUUAACUAUAAACAAAUACAUAUUUGAAUGAAAUAAAUGAUUUUGUUCAGUCAAAUAAAUCUAUAUACUUGGCUCAAAUAAAUUGUGCUAUCAGUGUACCCCCAAUAAACAGCAUUUUUUUUUAACAAAUUUUUAUCGUAUAAACAUUUUUCAGUCCAAAGUCGAUCGUAGAUGGGAUAAUAAUUUUGAUUUUUUUGUUGCUUUUUUAGCGUACUCAAGGUUAUUUUUCAAACCUUUGAGGAUGGUUUUACGGCUGAGGAUGCAAAAGCGACGAAAAUUUCAGACACAAAAGUGCAAUGGCGAAAUAUCGCGCUUAAUGUUGAAGCCGUUACCACCUCACCGGAGGCUACAAUGGCUGCCAUUAAAAAAGGGCUGACGCCAGGACUCGAACCCCUCAUCUUCCUCUAUGGCAGAAGCGGCUCCGGCAAAAGUGCCACUGUGAUGGGGCGUCCAGGGGCUCACUUCAGGGGCUUAGCCUAUGAAUGGUUCGCGCAAGAUGCCAACGUCGGUGUUCAGGUGAUGGAAUAUAAACUAUGUGGGUACCGUGACCUGGUGAUGGGCGGGAAGCACCAUCAACGUCCGAUUGAAAGUUUGGCGGUGGGGGAAUUGAAGGAUGUUCCCCACAUACUGUCAAAGGCAGCCAGGUCAAGGACACUGAUGAAUAGCCAGUCGUCACGCAGCUUCGUCUCUAUCACUUUGUUCGAUCAAUCAAACGAUAAUAGCCGUGUUACUAUUAUAGACAUGCCAGGGACUAGAAACAGAACGGCACUAGACGUAGACGGCUACUCAAAAGACGACAUAGACAGAUUACAAAUUGAUUCUCAAUUUAUUAUGAAAACAUUAAAUUCAUUUACCGACAUUAUUUCAAUACAAAAUAAUACUUCUGGUGGGAAUCACCUCUUCACGCCAUUAGUCAAUAGAAUAGACUCGACAGAAUUUAAUAACAUUUUUUUAAUUGCUUGUGCCGCUGGCCCCUUAAAUGAUGAAAACAGCAAGGAAAUCUUCCAUUUCCUUGCUAAAAUUAAAGGUUUACCGGAUGAUUAUGAGCUGGGAAGUUCUCGAACUCCCAUAGCUCCGGCUUCUAUGGCGAGAAAUACUCUCGCGACUCCCGCUCAGCGAAGCUUUCAGCGCUCACCUAUUGAUCAGCUACGAGCAGUAAAUGAAAAGCUGAAGGCGGAGCUGGACGCAGUUCAGAAGAACUAUGCUGAGGCAAAUGAACGGAUUGCAGAGUUAACUCGGCAGAAUACUGAGGUAACUCAACAGAAUGAUGAGCUAACUCAACGGAUGGCUGAGUUAUCUCUACAAAAUGUUAAUUUGUCUCAACAAGUUGCUGAGCUGAUCGAAACGAGGAAUGGACUUCAGCAGAUUAUUAUUGAGGUAAAUAAUGACCGGGCUGAAGUAAAACGUACAUUGGAUGAGCUGAGGCAACACAAUAUUGCAGUUGAACGAGAUCUUCAGGAGCGAAUAGCAAAUGAAAGAAAUCUUCAGUUGCAAAUUGACGAGCUGAAUCGGCGCUUCAAUGUACGCCGUUCCUCGAUUUCUGUGGUGGCGCGAAGAAUUUCUUCAAGUAGUGCGCAUAGUCAUUCUGACAGUCACGAACGAAACAGCGACGUACCGGACCGUAAUAAUGGGGCUAGCGAUGAACAAAAUCCUGACCAAGAAAACGACCCGAACGAACAAACUGACGCUGACGACGACAAUAACAGUGAACACGACGGGGGUAGUCAUAGUAGUACCGCGGCUGAAAAUCUAUCUGGAAGUGAUGGGGAUGAAGAAGACGAUGACGACAACGGCGACGCGCCCGCAGGUAACGUUUACGACGCCGGAAACGAUGAUCGGAGGGCCACUGAUGGGUCUGACAACAGUAAUGAUAACGAUGGUGGCGAUGCUGCCGGUGGUGAUGGUUAUCUGGAUAACCAUGAUUGGGAGGCAGAAUUUUCAGACCCAACAAAAACUGCAAUGGGAAUUGAAGGCUUGAUGGUACCUGCUUUCCGAGUGAAUAACAAGUACUAUCAAGUCUUCGAUAAGGCUGAAUUUUCUGCCCUCCAGUGGGAACGGAUAAUCGUCGCUACUGACACGGGGAGGCGUCGCUGCACGAUUUGCAAUAUAGACAUUUGGACUAGCAGAAUCAAAAAUCAUGUUUUUGAGAAGCAUAGUUCAGGUCGUCUAUAUUGUAAUAAAUGUCGUUUAUCAUUUUCUGGAGUCGUUAAUGUCGUAGACCAUCAGAAAAAAUGCAAGGGAGUUAUUUAUGAAUGCCAUCGUUGUAAUGAGAAAUUUAGUUCGAAACCUUCGGCCGCCAAACAUCGUAAGGAAUGUACGCCGGAACUCCCCGCCGACCCACGCCUUAAAUCCCGGCCUCGUAAACGUUACUAGAACCUUAGAUAAUACGCGUGUUAUUUAAGGUUCUUUAUUUCUAUUAUUAUUAUUAUUAUUAUUAUUAUUAUUAUUAUUAUUAUUAUUAUUAUUAUUAUUAUUAUUAUUAUUAUUAUUAUUAUUAUUAUUAUUAUUAUUGUUAUUAUUAUUAUUAAUAUUAUUAUUAUUAUUAUUAUCAUUAUUAUUAUUGUUAUUCUUAUUAUCUAUCCUAUAUUAUUCAGAGAAUAUAACUAUUAUAUAUAUAUAAUUAAGAGAGAAUUAGAAAAAUUUAAUCUAUGUCAUGUCUUCUGUGAUAAUAACAAUUAAAUAAUUUAAUUUGGUAUCAGUGAAAAAAAAAUACGUUAGACGACUAACAAAAAAAAAUAUCAAUGCCGACUUUUCUUUUGUUCCAUGACUGUCCAAUCAUCGAAAUCAAUAAGUUUUUGAAUUAAUGAUGAGAUUUGUCUUAUUAAAAUUUAAUGAUAAUAAAAAUUAACAAAAGAUUCUAGAGUUAAUUUUACAGAUCUAUUAAACAAUUAAACUCAAAUCAUAUUUAAUAAAUAUAUCAAUAAUACUUAGGCACUCAUGUAAAGACUG